UCUUAAUUUGAUUUUUUUCCAAAUUUUUUUCUAUUCAUUUUGAAAAUUUUAAUAAUAAAUUAAAAAUUCAAAAAAUGUCCCCUAAAUGUGUCCAUGCUGCAGUUGGUGCAUCAAUAUUAAAUUGUAAUUUCAUACGAAUACGUGAAGAACUGCGUGAAUUGAUUGAUGCUGGUAUCGAUUUUGUACAUCUGGAUGUUAUGGAUGGUAAUUUUGUUGAUGACAUUACAUUUGGUCCAUCGUUUGUGCUCAAUUUGAUACGUGAUUUUCCUGAAAUUACAUUCGAAGUACAUAUGAUGGUUGAACAUCCAAUGAAAUUUAUUAAACCAAUGGCAUUGGCUGGUGUUAGCCGUUAUAUAUUCCAUUAUGAAGUGACCAAAAAUAAUUGUCCAGAAUAUAAAUACAGUGUUGAAGAAAUAAUCGAAUCAAUACGUGCAUCAAAUAUGAAUGUUGCAUUGGCUAUCAAUCCAGAAACACCGGUACAAGUAGUUGAACCAUUUCUUUGUUUAGUUGAUUCCAUUUUGAUUAUGACAGUACAACCUGGUCUUGGUGGACAAAAAUUUAUGGCCAAUAUGAUGCAUAAAGUUGAACAUUUGCGUUCAUUAAAACAAUCAAAAAUGAUCGAUAUUGAAUUGGAUGGUGGUGUUUCUUCGGCCAAUACUGAUAUUUGUGGAAAAGCCGGCGCCAAUCAAAUUGUAUGUGGUUCAGCAUUGUUACGAUCAACAAAAAAACAUGAAGAUGUACUUAAAAUGCGUAGUGAUUUAUAUUCAACAAGUGAUUAACUAUAUUCAAAUUGAAAUGAAAAAAAACCAACUUUCCAAGCUUUUCCAUAAAUUUUAUUUUAUUUUAUUUACAUUUACAUUUAUUUCCAAUUUUAUAUCAAUGUUUACUCAAAAAUUUUAUGUCCUAAAAUAAAGAAUAUAUUCGUAGUUCAAAGCAGAAUGAAUAUACAAA
Molecule: messenger RNA, 951 nt
Organism: Dermatophagoides farinae (American house dust mite)
Lineage: Eukaryota; Metazoa; Arthropoda; Arachnida; Sarcoptiformes; Pyroglyphidae
Gene: Rpe
Product: ribulose-phosphate 3-epimerase
Biological process (GO): carbohydrate metabolic process
Molecular function (GO): racemase and epimerase activity, acting on carbohydrates and derivatives
Source: RefSeq, a predicted model, not a curated record